Danaus plexippus (monarch butterfly) is the source of this 459-nucleotide messenger RNA. RefSeq names its product histone H3. Lineage: Eukaryota; Metazoa; Arthropoda; Insecta; Lepidoptera; Nymphalidae. The transcript has a single exon. The record is from RefSeq and is a predicted model, not a curated record. Gene Ontology annotation, molecular function: DNA binding; protein heterodimerization activity; structural constituent of chromatin. Gene Ontology annotation, cellular component: nucleosome. Bases 18 to 428 code for a protein of 136 amino acids.
ACUACUUUUUAUUAAUAAUGGCUCGUACUAAACAAACCGCUCGUAAAUCAACCGGUGGUAAGGCACCACGUAAACAGCUAGCCACGAAGGCCGCCCGUAAGAGCGCACCGGCAACCGGAGGAGUGAAGAAGCCUCAUCGUUACAGACCCGGUACUGUGGCACUUCGUGAGAUCCGUCGCUACCAGAAGAGCACGGAACUUCUCAUCCGCAAGCUACCCUUCCAACGUCUAGUACGUGAGAUAGCUCAAGAUUUCAAGACCGAUCUGCGUUUCCAGAGCUCUGCGGUGAUGGCUCUGCAGGAGGCUAGCGAGGCGUAUCUCGUAGGUCUCUUCGAAGACACGAACCUUUGCGCUAUUCACGCUAAACGCGUCACUAUUAUGCCUAAGGACAUCCAGCUAGCAAGAAGGAUUCGCGGCGAACGUGCCUAAACGUAGAAGUGUCAAUGGUGUUGUUUUUUUA